UAACGUGCGUGACGUCGCUUCCUUCCAACAUGGCGCAGCUAGGCAGGUUGCUAAUGGCAAUCUGAGGGAUUUACCCCACCUUCUGUCUUUAUUUAUGUCUGUAUGUUAGGGCCACUGCCGCUGUCCUCUCGAAUAGAACACAUCGGUCUGGAACGGCUGCUGCCCUUGGGACAGGUACUGCUCCUCGCCCCAAUUCCGGCGCGCCAUGUAUGAAGGCAAAAAGACGAAAAACAUGUUUUUAACCAGAGCUUUGGAGAAGAUCCUGGCCGACAAAGAGGUUAAAAAGGCUCACCAUUCGCAAUUGCGAAAAGCCUGCGAGGUGGCACUCGAGGAAAUAAAGGAAGAGUCUGAAAAAUUAAGUCCUCCUCCAGACAGCAAAUCAGAUUCUAGCACUCUUCCGCCAAUCAAAUCAAAGACCAGCUUCGUCGAGGCCGACAAGUACUUCCUGCCGUUUGAGUUGGCAUGUCAGUCCAAAUGUCCCCGCAUCGUCAUCACAUCACUAGACUGUUUACAGAAGCUGAUAGCGUACGGCCACCUGACAGGCAGCGGUCCAGACAGCGCGGCCCCGGGCAAGAAGCUCAUCGACAGGAUCAUCGAGACCAUCUGCGGCUGCUUCCAGGGACCACAGACAGAUGAGGGGGUGCAGCUACAGAUCAUUAAGGCCCUGUUGACGGCGGUGACCUCCCAGCACAUAGAGAUUCACGAGGGCACGGUGCUGCAGGCGGUCAGGACCUGCUACAACAUCUACCUAGCCAGCAAGAACCUCAUCAACCAGACCACAGCCAAGGCCACACUCACUCAGAUGCUCAACGUCAUCUUCGCCCGCAUGGAGAACCAGGCACUUACAAAUCACAAGAUAUCUUGGUCUCUGGCUUCCAGAAAACGUGACCGCCAGCUCCAGGAGGCCAAGCAGAUGGAGAGGGAGAAGCACCGGCAGCACUCCCCAGUCACCCAGCAACAGGAACAGGAACAAGACUCGCCCCAGCUCCAGCAGCACACCUAUCCCACAGCCAAGGGCCUCCCUCGGGAGGCCAACGGCCCCACCACCCCCUCUACACCCACGCCCACCUCCACCCCCUCCACUCCCUCCACUCCCUCCACAUCUAUACCUGCCCCGGCCCCUAAGGACAGCACGGCUGGGGCAGGGGACCCCCAAGAGGGCCAGGGGGCCACGGAGGAGAGCCAGGGGGCCACAGAGGAGGAGCAGGCAUUGCAGGGGGAACCGGGGACGGUUUAUGAGAGCACAAACCCAGAGAAUGGCUCUGAGUUCAGCACAGCAGAGAACCACCAGACAGAGGCAGACCAGCCCACAGGGUUGGGUGCCGCUCAGCAUGAUCAGGAAGCAGUAGAGGAGGGGGAGGAGCCUAACUAUGAGGAGAAACCCCAGGAGAUCGUCCAGAACAUCCUAAAAGAGGUCGUCAAUACUGUUGUUGGAGAUGCCAUGGAGUCCGCUGGUGAGACCGAGCUGCCCACAGAGGUCACGGAACCUGCUAAGGUCAUCAAUGAGGUCAUCACCAAGGCAACAGCAAUCACAGAGAUGGUAGAAGACGAGGGGGACAGCGAGAACGUCCACGCCAAUGGAAUCCCCGGCACGCCCAUCUCUGCCAGCUUCCCUCCGUCGCUGCCCGAUGACAGGCUGUCUGUCUCCUCUAAUGAUACACAGGAGUCGGGAGCGACCACAGGCCCAGUACCAGGUGCUAAGUUCUCCCACAUUCUCCAGAAGGAUGCCUUCCUAGUGUUUAGAUCGCUCUGCAAGCUGUCCAUGAAGCCUCUGUCAGAUGGUCCCCCAGACCCAAAGUCCCACGAGCUGCGCUCCAAGGUGCUGUCCCUCCAGCUGCUCCUGUCCAUACUGCAGAAUGCUGGGCCCAUCUUCAAGACCAACGAGAUGUUCAUCAACGCCAUCAAGCAGUACCUGUGUGUGGCACUGUCUAAGAACGGUGUCUCCUCUGUCCCUGAAGUCUUUGAGCUCUCGCUCUCCAUCUUCCUCACUCUCCUCUCCCACUUCAAGACCCACCUCAAGAUGCAGAUCGAGGUGUUCUUCAAGGAGAUUUUCCUGUAUAUUCUGGAGACGUCAACAAGCUCCUACGACCAUAAAUGGAUGGUUAUACAGACCCUAACCAGAAUAUGUGCAGAUGCCCAGGGUGUGGUGGAUAUCUAUGUGAAUUAUGAUUGUGACUUGAAUGCUGCUAAUAUCUUUGAGAGGCUGGUGAAUGACCUGUCGAAGAUUGCACAGGGCCGGGCAGGCCACGAGCUCGGCACAACACCACUCCAGGAGUUGACCCUGAGGAAGAAAGGCCUGGAGUGUCUGGUGUCCAUCUUGAAGUGUAUGGUGGAGUGGAGUAAGGACCAGUAUGUCAACCCCAACUCCCAGACCAGCCUUGGUCAGGAGAAGCCCUCGGAGCAGGAGACCAAUGAGACGAAGGCCCCGGAGACCAUCAACCAAUACGGAAGCAUCAACUCGCUGGACUCCACAGCCUCGUCUGGCAUCGGGAGCUACAGUACACAGAUGUCAGGGACAGACAACCCCGAGCAGUUUGAGGUUCUCAAACAACAGAAGGAGAUCAUCGAGCAGGGCAUUGACCUGUUCAACAAGAAACCAAAGAGGGGCAUCCAGUACCUCCAGGAGCAAGGUAUGCUGGGAACCACCCCGGAGGACCUCGCUCAGUUCCUGCACCAGGAGGAGAGGCUGGACUCGACUCAGGUGGGUGAGUUCCUGGGGGACAAUGAUCGCUUCAAUAAAGAGGUCAUGUAUGCCUAUGUGGACCAGAUGGACUUCCAGGGCAAAGACUUUGUCUACGCUCUCAGAACAUUCCUCGAGGGCUUCCGUCUCCCGGGAGAGGCUCAGAAGAUCGACAGGCUCAUGGAGAAAUUUGCUGCUAGAUAUCUAGAAUGCAAUCAGGGGCAAACUGAGUUUGCAAGUGCAGACACUGCGUACGUCCUUGCCUACUCAAUCAUUAUGUUGACAACAGACCUUCAUAGUCCACAGGUUAAGAACAAGAUGACUAAAGAACAAUACAUCAAGAUGAACAGAGGGAUCAACGACAGCAAGGAUCUACCGGAGGAGUAUCUGUCGGCCAUCUACGACGAGAUCGCAGGGAAGAAGAUCGCUAUGAAGGGGACCAAGGAAAUUACUCUGAAAUCCAACAAGCACAGUGUGGCCAGUGAGAAGCAGCGGCGGCUACUGUAUAACGUAGAGAUGGAGCAGAUGGCUAAGACAGCCAAGGCCCUGAUGGAGGCUGUCAGUCACGUCCAGGCUCCCUUCACCAGCGCCACACACCUGGAGCAUGUCAGACCCAUGUUCAAGCUGGCCUGGACCCCGUUCCUAGCAGCCUUCAGUGUGGGCCUCCAGGACUGUGAUGACACUGAGGUGGCUUUUCUCUGUCUGGAGGGAAUACGCUUUGCCAUCCGGAUAGCCUGCAUCUUCACCAUACAGCUUGAGCGGGAUGCGUACAUCCAGGCCCUGGCACGGUUCACCCUGCUCACAGCCAGCUCUGGCAUCACUGAGAUGAAGCAGAAGAAUAUCGACACCAUCAAGACUCUCAUCACCGUCGCCCACACAGACGGAAACUACCUGGGCAACUCCUGGCACGAGAUAAUGAAGUGUAUCAGUCAGUUGGAGCUGGCCCAGCUGAUCGGGACGGGGGUGAAGGCCAGGUACAUCUCAGGGACGGUUCGGGGGAAAGAGGGCUUCAUCAGCAGCACCAAGGAGCAGAGCAACGAUGAAUACCUGGGCCUGGCAGGUGGGACAGUAGACCGGAAGCAGAUCCUCAGUAUCCAGGAGUCCAUAGGAGAGACCAGCUCCCAGAGUGUGGUGGUGGCUGUGGACAGAAUAUUCACAGGUUCUACCAGACUGGAUGGUAAUGCAAUUGUGGACUUUGUGCGCUGGCUGUGUGCUGUGUCUAUGGAUGAGCUGGCCUCGCCCACACACCCCCGCAUGUUCAGCCUGCAGAAGAUAGUGGAGAUCUCCUACUACAACAUGGGACGUAUCAGACUGCAGUGGUCCAGGAUCUGGGAGGUCAUUGGAGACCACUUCAACAAGGUUGGAUGUAACCCCAACGAGGACGUGGCUAUCUUUGCCGUGGAUUCUCUCCGGCAGCUGUCCAUGAAGUUCCUGGAGAAGGGAGAGCUGGCGAACUUCAGAUUCCAGAAGGACUUUCUGAGGCCUUUCGAGCACAUCAUGAAAAAGAACAGAUCGCCAACGAUCAGGGACAUGGUGGUGCGCUGUAUCGCCCAGAUGGUCAACUCACAGGCGGGAAACAUCCGGUCGGGCUGGAAGAACAUCUUCUCAGUGUUCCACCUGGCUGCCUCGGACCAGGAUGAGAGCAUCGUAGAGCUAGCCUUCCAGACGACGGGCCACAUCAGCAUGAAUGUAUUUGAGAAGCACUUCCCAGCCACCAUAGACUCGUUCCAGGAUGCAGUCAAGUGUUUGUCUGAGUUCGCCUGCAAUGCCUCCUUCCCCGACACCAGCAUGGAGGCCAUCCGUCUCAUCCGCCACUGCGCCAAAUACGUCUCUGACAGGCCCCAGGCAUUCAAAGACUACACCAGCGAUGACAUGAAUGUAGUCCCAGAGGACCGGGUGUGGGUGAGGGGGUGGUUCCCCAUCCUCUUUGAGCUGUCCUGCAUCAUCAACAGGUGCAAACUGGACGUCAGGACCAGGGGUCUGACGGUGAUGUUUGAGGUGAUGAAGACCUAUGGACACACCUUUGAGAAGCACUGGUGGCAGGAUCUAUUCAGGAUCGUCUUCAGGAUCUUUGACAACAUGAAGCUGCCUGAGCAGCAAACUGAGAAAGCAGAGUGGAUGACGACGACCUGUAACCACGCACUUUACGCCAUCUCUGACGUGUUCACGCAGUACUUUGAGACUCUCAGUGACGUUCUGCUGGAUGACAUCCUGUCCCAACUGUACUGGUGUGUUCAGCAAGAUAAUGAGCAGUUGGCUCGGUCAGGCACCAACUGUCUGGAGAACGUGGUCAUCCUGAAUGGAGAGAAGUUUACUCCGGAGACCUGGGACAAGACCUGUAACUGCAUGCUGGACAUCUUCAAGACCACCAUUCCACACGCACUGUUGACAUGGAGACUAGCAGGAGCAGAGGGAGAUCCCAUGACACCACAGGAUGUAUCAGACAAACAGCUGGAUUCAAUUUCCCAGAAGUCAGUGGACAUCCAGUCCCGUUCCGAGGACCAUCAUUCCAUCAACAGUGCGGAGAGGAUUGCCAUGGAGACCCGACGGCAGAAUCAGUACAGCGCAGGCAUGUGUGAGGACAGCCCCAGAACCCGGACUCCAACAAAGAUCCAGGAGCAGAGGUUAUUCUCAGGCUUGCUCAUUAAGUGUGUAGUGCAGUUGGAGCUGAUCCAGACCAUAGACAACAUGGUCUUCUUCCCUGCAACCAGCAGGAAGGAGGAUGCUGAGAACCUGGCUGCUGCACAGAGAGAUGCUGUGGAUGCGGCAGACGUCCGUGUCGAGACUCAGGACCAAGGAAUGUACCGCUACCUGACCUCAGAACAGCUGUUUAAGUUGCUGGACUGCCUGUUGGAGUCCCACCGCUUCGCCAAGGCCUUCAACUCUAGCAACGAGCAGAGGACCACUCUAUGGAAGGCAGGUUUUAAAGGGAAGUCAAAGCCCAAUCUGCUGAAGCAGGAGACCAGCAGUCUGGCGUGUGGCCUGAGGAUCCUGUUCCGGAUGUACACUGAUGACAGCCGUCAGACCGCCUGGGAGGAAGUCCAGAGACAGCUGCUUAAUGUGUGCAGUGAGGCAGUAGCCUACUUCCUGACUCUAACAUCAGAGAGCCACAGAGAAGCCUGGACCAACCUGCUGCUCCUCUUCCUCACCAAGGUCCUGAAGAUCAGUGACGACAGGUUCAAGGCCCAUGCGUCCAGGUACUACCCUCUGCUGUGUGAGAUCAUGCAGGUUGAUCUAAUACCAGAACUGCGGGCCGUGCUACGGAAGUUCUACCUACGCAUCGGCAUCGUGUUCCAGAUUGCCCAGCUGCCUGGACCACCUGCAGAACCAGAACCAGAGCUGGAAGUUGAGGUGGAGAGGGGGGAGGUGGCUGGAGAGGAAGCCCAGUGAUGGUGCACGUGUAGCGGGCUGGCUGCGAGACCUCUGACUGGGGAAGCCUGGAGUUCUGGAAGUCCUCCUCCCCUCUUGCCUUGGGUUUGUCUACCAACCCUUUAGAACUAUGGUCUCCCAUCCCCCAGGGUACUAUGAAGGGUGCAUCUGACCAGACUUCACUCUUCUGGAUUUGGCAGUUACCCAGAAUCCACAACUAACGGUACAGGAAACUCCAAGGUGUCUCUACUGUGAACCUGACUGGUCAUGUGACAGAAAAUGCCAACUCCCAUACACACUACAUGGCUAAAAGUAUGUGGACAAGUGCUCGUCUAACAUGUCAUUCCAAAAUCAUGGGCAUUUAUAUGGAGUUGGUCCCCCCUUUGCUGCUAUAACAGCCUCCACUCUUCUGGGAAGACUUUCCACUAGAUUUUGGAACAUUGUUGUGGAGACUUGCUUCCAUUCAGCCACAAGAGCAUUGGUGAGGUUGGGCACUGAUAUUGGGUGACUAGUCCUGACUCGCAGUCAACAUUCCAAUUCAUCCUUAAGGUGUUUGAUUGGGUUGAGGUCAGGGCUCUGUGCAGGCCAGUCAAGUUCUUCCACAACGAUCUCGACAAACCAUUUCUGUAUGGAUCUCACUUUGUGCACAGGGGCAUUGUCAUGCUUUAACAGGAAAGGGCCUUCCCCAAACUGUUGCCACAGGAUCGUCUAGAAUGUCAUUGUACACUGUAACGUUAAGAUUUCCCUUCACUGGAAAUAAGGGGCCCGAACCAUGAAAAAGCCCCCAGACCAUUAUUCCUCCUCCACCAAACGUUUCAGUCUGCACUGCUCUGGGACAGGUAGCGUUCUCCUGGCAUCCGCCAAACCCAGAUUCGUCCUUUGGACUGCAAGAUGAUGAAGGGUAAUUCAUCACUCCAGAGAACACGUUUCCACUGCUCCAGAGUCCAAUGGAGGUGAGCUUUACACCACUCCAGCUGAUACUUGGCAUUGCUCAUGGUGAUCGUUGGCAUUUCAUGAAGCUCCCGAUGAACAGUUCUUGUGCUGACGUUGCUUCCAAAGGCAGUUUGGAACUUGGUAGUGUUGCAACAGAGGCCACACGAUUUAAUGCUCUGCGCGCUUCAGCACUCUGCGGUCCUGUUCUGUGAGCUUGUGUGGCCUACCACUUCGCGGCUGAUCCGUUGUUGCUUCUAGAGGUUUCCACUUUACAAUAACAGCACUUACAGUUGACCGUGGCAGCUCUAGCACGGCAGAAAUUUGACGAACUGACUUGUUGGAAAGGUGUCAUCCUAUGACGGUGCCACGUUGAAAGUCACUGAGCUCUUCAGUAAGGCCAUUCUACUACCAAUGUUUGUCUAUGGAGAUUGCAUGGCUGCGUGCUUGAUUUUAAACACCUGUCAGCAACAGCUGUGACUGAAAUAGUCGAAUGCACAUACUUUUGGCCAUGUACUGUAUCAGAGGAGGUUGAAGUUGCCCCUAGACACUGAUCUAAGGCCAGUUUUUGCAUUCCCCCUUAUGGUUAAGGUUAUAAUAUUGGGAGGUCAAACUGAUCCUGGAUCCUAUGGGCUACUUAUAUACCCGAAGCCCCUCAUAUCAUGGAUGAAUGGCUUGGCCUUGUACAUGAAGAUCUGAUUCUCUAACGACUGCAGAAUAACUAUCACUCAGAGUCAAAAUAUAUUUAAAACGGGUUUGCUUCUUGACAUUACUGUAUCCUUAAAAGCGAUUCUAGAGAAUGAAAUGGCUACACGUACAUCAUGCAAUGCAAUUGAUGAAUAUUCAGUGAUAUGAAAUGUGACAUUUGUUACUCAAUGAUAAUUCUGAUCUUUUCCUGGCUGCACCGCUGAUGGCUAACGUUAGCGGCAAUCACCUCGUGGAUGAAAAAACCAAGUACAGAAAAGCCGCUUUGUAAUAUAAUCUGAUAACACUAGAUUUUAUUUGUGUUUUGUUUAUUUUUUUCCACAGGAUUUUGCUGCACUUGGGGCUCGAUUCAAUCAGAUCCGUUUUAGCUGACAUCCGCGUAGCGGUUGUAUUGACGGUGUCAGAGGUGGAACUGCAUUAGAGCUGUCAAAUCCAUAAGUGACUCCUGGCAUUAUAUCUAAAGCAGACAUUGCCAAUGGCUGCACGGAGUCGCAUUAACACACAUCCCAUGCAGCCUUGUUUACAAGUUGGAACGUGAGAUGUGAUCUACACCUCCAUUAGGCUGAUAGAAAUCCUCAUGAUUUAGUUUAUGAUUUCUAUCUAGCGUACACUUUCUCGUUGUUAACUAACGCGAGUGGGGCGGGUGUGGCAAUGAUCGUAAGAGCAGCUGCUCACCGAUUUGAGGGCUCCAACGCAGUUCCACCAAACAUCUGCUAUGCGGGUGUCUGUUAUUGCCAGGUUAAUGCUGAUCUGAUUGAAUCUAGGCCCUGAUCUCAUUAUUGACACUGGAGAGUUUGACUUUUGUGAUAAUUGAUUUACUGGACCACCUCCUGCAGAUUGUCCUAUAUGAGAUUUGUAAUUGAAUGACGACACGACAGAACGCGAAGGGUUAAAAUAUUCAAUUGAUAUGUUCUGAGGCUUUUUAACUGAUAGUCGAUAACUGGGCUCUUCCUAAAACUGGGAGGAAAAAGAGCAACUAUGGGCCUGUUCAGGAGUUUGCAACGUUACACAACACUCAGCUAGAAAUGUAUUGUGUAGAUAUGAUUUUCUUUCAUGUAAUGAAAGUAAUUAUCUGCUCUAUCUGCAAUGCUUCUGGAUAGGCCCCUGAUGUGAGCUGCUUCUGAGUCACAGAUAUGUUUAUGUUUGAAGUUAGUUUUCAGUGUGUACAAAUUAGAAUAAAUUAAUAAUAUAUUUAAUUUUCUUUGGUUUGGGGACAUGCUGUAUGUAAAGGGUAAAUGAAGAAUGUUAGCUGUGCUUUAAAAGAAGACUUCUGGAUGGUGUGUGGAUUGGAUGUAUUCCUUGCUCACGGAUGUAGAAAACAAAAUGUAUAUGGUACAGAAAUGUAAAGUUUUCUAUGUUGAAAAAAUACUUCUGUACAACUUCCUGUACAAAACUGGUCAUCAUCCGACAUUCUAAUCAGGUUAUAGGUCAAUAAAGUUUUUGAACUUGA
Messenger RNA from Oncorhynchus keta (chum salmon), 9134 nucleotides. Its product is annotated as brefeldin A-inhibited guanine nucleotide-exchange protein 1-like. The record is from RefSeq and is a predicted model, not a curated record. The transcript is spliced from 39 exons. The coding region runs from base 206 to 6070 and encodes 1954 amino acids. Gene Ontology annotation, molecular function: guanyl-nucleotide exchange factor activity. NCBI's taxonomy places the organism in Eukaryota, Metazoa, Chordata, Actinopteri, Salmoniformes, Salmonidae. Gene Ontology annotation, biological process: regulation of ARF protein signal transduction.